Molecule: messenger RNA, 732 nt
Organism: Aspergillus ochraceoroseus IBT 24754
Lineage: Eukaryota; Fungi; Ascomycota; Eurotiomycetes; Eurotiales; Aspergillaceae
Gene: grpE
Product: mitochondrial nucleotide exchange factor MGE1
Exons: 3
Coding region: 1-732 (243 amino acids)
Biological process (GO): protein folding; protein import into mitochondrial matrix
Cellular component (GO): PAM complex, Tim23 associated import motor
Molecular function (GO): protein-folding chaperone binding; adenyl-nucleotide exchange factor activity; protein homodimerization activity
Source: RefSeq, a predicted model, not a curated record
AUGUUCCAGAGAACUUUCAUCAGACAAGCUCAGGCUUCUCGGUCUUUGCUUUCCGCCCGCCCUGCCUCGACUGCCCCAUUGGCCCUCCGUCGCACCUCGCAGCUGCAGCCUCAGUUCUCCCGUCCGCUCGCCCGCCUCCCUGCCUACCGUUUCUACUCGACGGAGAACAAGACUGAGAACGGGGAAAAUAAAGAGAAUGGACCAGCCGAAGCCGAGGACCCCGUCCGGAAGGAAUUGGAGGAGAAGAAGAAAGAGGUUGUUGAUUUAAAGGAUAAAUACGUCCGUUCCGUUGCAGACUUCCUCAACCUCCAGGAACGCACCAAGCGUGAGAUGGAAAAUGCUCGCAACUUUGCUAUCCAACGAUUCGCAGUCGAUCUCCUCGAAAGUAUCGACAACUUCGACCGUGCCCUCCUCGCUGUUCCCGCCAACAAGCUAGGAGCUGCCAAGACCGAGGAAAACAAGGAUCUGCUGGACCUUGUUGAUGGGUUGAAGAUGACCCAGCAUAUCAUGAUGAACACACUGCAGAAGCAUGGUCUGGAGAGAUUCGACCCUAGCGAGCCUACUGAGGAUGGCAAGCCCCAGAAGUUCGACCCCAACCGCCACGAGGCUACUUUCAUGACCAAGGCCGAGGGCAAGGAAGAUGGGGAGAUUAUGUAUACUCAGAGCAAGGGCUUCGUUCUGAAUGGCCGUGUAUUGCGGGCUGCUAAGGUUGGAGUUGUGAAGAACAACUAA